Messenger RNA from Populus euphratica (Euphrates poplar), 1701 nucleotides. Its product is annotated as E3 ubiquitin-protein ligase PRT1-like. Gene Ontology annotation, molecular function: zinc ion binding; ubiquitin protein ligase activity. Gene Ontology annotation, biological process: proteasome-mediated ubiquitin-dependent protein catabolic process. The transcript has 9 exons. The coding region runs from base 253 to 1500 and encodes 415 amino acids. NCBI's taxonomy places the organism in Eukaryota, Viridiplantae, Streptophyta, Magnoliopsida, Malpighiales, Salicaceae. The record is from RefSeq and is a predicted model, not a curated record.
GGGAUGAAGCCUUGAAUUCGUUUCCUUGCCAAUUGACACCUGACAUGGGUUGUCUUUCCCUUAUCCCUUCCGUUUCUUUUACAAGGAAAGCCACCCAAGAUACGCAGAGCACAACUCAUAGCUAGGUUUAUAAAGAAUGACACAUCCUCUUACACGUGUCUCCUUUUAUGCUUUCUGUCUCUCCGUCUCUUUAAAUUGAGAAAUAUGGAAAAUCAAGAAAACAACAAAAUCCCAUCAACAGAAGAAUAAACAAUGCAAUGCCAAAACGAUAAUAACUAUGAAAUUCCAUCUCCAAAACAUCAUCACCAAAGGGAAGAAGGCAAUGACCAUGAAGAAGAAGAGGAUUUCCUUGGUCAGUUUCAGUGCCCUGUUUGCCUGGACCUACUUUACAAGCCAGUUGUUUUAGCAUGUGGCCACAUUUCAUGCUUCUGGUGUGUAUUUCGUUGCAUGAAUGGCUUUCGCAAGUCACACUGUCCAAUUUGUCGGCACCCAUUUAAUCACUUCCCACGUGUGUGUCAAUUGCUGGAUUUCUUACUUAUGAAGAUUUGCCCUAUAGCCUAUAAGACAAGGGAAGGAGAAGUGGAAGAAGAAGCAAAGAAAUUUGGCCUUUUCUCACCAUAUUGUUUUUCUUUAGGGAAUGUUCCAGAGGCAAAUCACAACCAUAACAUCUACCGCAACACCAACCACACCCUAAUAAUAUCUGAAGGCACUGCGAAUGCAGCCAUCAAAAGUUGCAACUUGAUUAGGACAGGGCUUGAACAUGGAAUUCAAAAGGCCUCUGUUGCUGACUUGCUGUGUGCUGAAUGCAAGAAACUACUGUUUCGACCAGUGGUUCUUAAUUGUGGCCAUGUGUAUUGUGAAUCUUGUAUCACCAACCCCAUGCAAGGAAUUCCUAGGUGUCAGUUUUGUCAAAGUUCGCAUCCAAAUGGGUUCCCGGGUGUUUGUUUCGUUCUAGAGAAUUUUUUGGAGGAGCACUUUUCUGAAAUUUAUGCAGGGAGACGAGAAGGUUCAACACAAGCUCAACAACUAGCUCCACGGUCAUCACCAGUACCUUCUAAGGUUUAUUCACCAUGGAUAUUUGGCAAUGGACCAAAGGUUCACAUUGGAGUUGGGUGUGAUUCUUGUGGGAUGUUGCAGAUAAUUGGGGAAAGGUACAAAUGCAAAGACUGUUGGGAGGAAAUAGGGUUUGAUGUGUGUGAAGCAUGCCACAACAAUCCCUCCUACAUCCCAGGCCGAUUUAAUCAGCAGCAUGAACCAGAGCACCAUUUUGAGAUUGUGCAGCCACAGGGCAAUGUUGAACAUGUACACAUGCAGGAUCUUGAUCAGUCUGAUUUUCCAGAAGAUGAAGAUGAUGAUGAACAUGAUUUUCUUGCUCCAGUCCUGUUAGAUGAUGUUUUACCGGAUGUAGAAGAUGGCUCUAAUGGUAUGGUAGAUGUUUCUGCUUUGGUUUUGUCAAAUGAUGCUGCACCAGAUCAAGAAGAUGGUCCUGAUGUCUCCUAGGUCAGCUUUGACUGGAGAAAAAUCGACAAGGUACCACCGCCAACGCUAGUUUGCUAGGUGAGAAUGAUGUGAUGAUAGAAGAAGCGUGAUAAAGGAAAACGAUAGUUAAAAGAGAAAUACAUUUAUCGUAAACGCUCUGUGCAUACACAUGAAAACCUCACAGAGGGAUUUAGCCUUGGUAUAAAAAUGCAUGUUCCCAAU